UUUCUCACAUGAAGAGAGAGAGAGAGAGAGAGAGAGAGAGAGAGGUCUCUGAGUUACCUCAAGAGGCGGAAAGGUUAAAUAGUAUCUCAUCCCGAUGAAAAGCAAAGAAUUGAAGAAAUAAAAUAUGGGCUCAAGUAAUAAAGGAAGCACAAGUGUACAACAACAACAACUACUGCUGCUGAUUGUUUUCGAGGAAUCAAAGAAUAGUAAAAGAUGAAAAAACAAGAAGUGAAAGAAGAACAGAGGAAGAUCUGAAUUCUAUGGCUAGGAUAGUUCUGGGUCAUCAGAUUGUUGGGACGUAAGGAAUAAGCCUACACUUACUUGUUUUCUUGUCUCCUUUCUCGGUCUUCUGCUUGAAUAUCACUUCUCAUCCCACUCUAUUUUCUGUUACUUCCCAAGAUCUCUUAUUUUCUUGAAUCCCUCUGUUUUGUGCCGUCAGUGUUUCAAUUUUGGUUGAGUUGUAAAGAUUCGGUUUUUGCUGGUGAUUGUGACUCUUUCUCAGUUUUGAACUUCUGGGCUCGCUCUGAUUUGCUCCUGUUGCAAGGAUUCUGUUUGCUUGUUCUGAGAAGCCCUGUCUAGAGAAGUUAUCUUUAACUGAAAAGAACUGUGUGUUUCUUUCACGUAGAUGAUAUAGCUUGCUGGGCUUUGCUUCUUUCACUCUAAAUUCACUUUUGUCUUGCAAGAACUUUGAUUUUGUCAUUAUUCUGUGAAGAUCCUAUAGAUAUGCUCUUUGAAAGGGAAGUGUUCUCUCUACAAGUCAGUUUAUAGAGACCACUAGGCAUAGGGUCCCUUUUUACGUUGCUUUUACUCAGAUUUUAACUCAGGACUCUCAGCUUCGUUCCUGACGUCUGCCCUUUCUGCUUUUCAAAAGCAGGCUGGUUUAAGGCGUCUGAAGUUUGAUUAUUUAGUGAAAAGAUGAACGGCGCUGCAUUGGUAGCAAUUGCUGCCACAAUUGGCAACUUCUUGCAGGGUUGGGAUAAUGCAACUAUUGCAGGAGCUGUUGUUUACAUUAAAAAAGAGCUUGAGCUGGGAGCUGCCAUAGAAGGGCUUAUCGUGGCAAUGUCACUCAUUGGAGCCACAGUUAUCACCACUUGCUCAGGAACGAUAUCAGAUUGGAUUGGUCGGCGUCCAAUGCUUAUUCUGUCUUCCAUAUUCUAUUUUCUCAGUGGCUUGAUAAUGUUAUGGUCUCCUAAUGUCUAUGUUUUACUUCUAGCAAGGCUCUUAGAUGGGUUCGGUAUUGGACUUGCUGUUACUCUAGUUCCACUCUACAUAUCUGAAACUGCACCAUCUGAGAUACGGGGACUGUUGAAUACCCUUCCUCAGUUCACUGGCUCUGCUGGAAUGUUUUUGGCAUAUUGUAUGAUUUUUGGAAUGUCCUUAGGGUCCUUGACCAGUUGGCGCUUGAUGCUAGGAGUUCUUUCAAUUCCUUCUCUGUUAUAUUUUGCAUUAACAGUGUUUUAUUUACCUGAAUCUCCUCGAUGGCUCGUAAGUAAAGGAAGAAUGCUUGAGGCAAAACAAGUUCUACAAAAACUGCGUGGAAGGGAGGAUGUCUCUGGUGAGAUGGCUUUACUAGUUGAAGGUCUGGCGGUUGGUGGUGAAACUUCAAUAGAAGAGUACAUCAUUGGUCCAGCGGACGAACUUGAUGAAGAUGAGGAACCAUCUGCUGAUAAAGAUCAUAUCAAGUUGUAUGGGCCUGAGGAGGGCCUCUCAUGGGUUGCAAAACCAGUCACAGGACAGAGUCGUCUUAGCCUAGUCUCUCGGCAAGGAAGCUUGGUAACUCCAAGUGUUCCUCUUAUGGAUCCUCUUGUCACGCUCUUUGGCAGCGUCCAUGAGAAGCUCCCUGACGCAGGGAGUAUGAGAAGCAUGCUAUUCCCCAAUUUCGGUAGCAUGUUCAGUACUGCAGAACCUCCGAUUGAUAAUGAAGAGUGGGAUGAGGAGAGUUUGCAGAGAGAAGGUGAGGGUUACACGUCCGAGGGUGGUGGUGCAGACUCUGACGACAAUUUGCGCAGCCCAUUAAUUUCACGUCAAACCACAAGCUUGGAGAAGGAUAUAGUGCCUCCUCAAUCCCAUGGAAGCAUCUUGAGUGUAAGACGGCAUAGUAGUCUAAUGCAAGGGAAUGCUGGGGAAGCAGCCGGUAGCAUGGGAAUUGGUGGUGGUUGGCAACUAGCAUGGAAAUGGUCUGAAAGAGAAGGUGAAGAUGGAAACAAAGGAGGGUUUAAGCGGAUUUACCUGCACCAGGAAGGAGCCCCUGGUUCUAGACGUGGUUCUCUGGUUUCACUUCCCGGUGCUGAUGUCCCUACAGACGGCGAGUUCAUCCAGGCUGCGGCCCUAGUAAGCCAGCCAGCUCUGUAUUCAAAAGAACUUGUGGAUCAGCAUCCUGUUGGACCAGCUAUGGUUCACCCAUCGCAAAAUGCUGCUAAAGGACCAACAUUGGCCGCUCUUCUUGAACCAGGGGUCAAACGAGCCUUAAUUGUUGGAAUUGGGAUUCAAAUACUGCAGCAGUUUUCUGGAAUCAAUGGGGUUUUGUACUACACUCCUCAAAUUCUUCAGCAAGCAGGUGUUGAUGUUCUUCUUUCCAACCUUGGCAUUGGCUCAGAUUCUGCAUCCUUCCUCAUCAGUGCAUUCACAAAUCUCUUGAUGCUUCCUAGUAUUGCUGUUGCAAUGAGGUUCAUGGAUAUAUCUGGGAGAAGGUCAUUGCUGCUGACAACUAUCCCAGUCUUGAUAGUAGCGCUCAUUGCCCUUGUGAUUGGAAACGUUUUCGAUUUUGGUACUGUAGCUCAUGCUGUAAUCUCAACCAUCUGCGUUGUUAUCUACUUCUGCACGUUCGUGAUGGGCUAUGGACCAAUCCCAAAUAUUCUCUGCUCGGAAAUCUUCCCAACGAGGGUUCGUGGCAUCUGUAUUGCCAUAUGUGCCCUCGUUUUCUGGAUAUGCGACGUGAUUGUUACUUACACGCUCCCUGUGAUGCUUAGUUCCAUUGGCUUAGCUGGCGUCUUUGGGAUUUAUGCUGUGGUCUGUGUGAUCUCCUGGAUUUUCAUAUUCUUGAGGGUUCCAGAGACCAAGGGCAUGCCUUUAGAAGUUAUUACAGAGUUCUUUGCUGUUGGCGCCAAACAGGCUGCUGCUGCUAAACACGAGUGAUGAAGACAUCAGUGUCCGUCCUCGAUGCUGCUAGAGAUGAUGAAUGCCGACAUAGCAGGUUUUGUGCAGUGUUGUUUCAUUGAGAUUAGCAUGUAGGAUUGGAUGAGUUCUCUUUGUUGUGUACUUUCUAAAUUUUGCUGUGAUAUGGCAUCCUUUCAGUUGGAGAAGUUUGUUGAAUUUAA
This is a messenger RNA of Sesamum indicum (sesame), 3317 nucleotides long. Its product is annotated as monosaccharide-sensing protein 2. Gene Ontology annotation, cellular component: membrane. The record is from RefSeq and is a predicted model, not a curated record. Gene Ontology annotation, molecular function: transmembrane transporter activity. Gene Ontology annotation, biological process: transmembrane transport. Lineage: Eukaryota; Viridiplantae; Streptophyta; Magnoliopsida; Lamiales; Pedaliaceae.